Prorocentrum cordatum is the source of this 1223-nucleotide messenger RNA. NCBI's taxonomy places the organism in Eukaryota, Dinophyceae, Prorocentrales, Prorocentraceae. The record is from the annotation of a GenBank genome assembly.
AUGCGGCCGCUGCACUUCAUCGACCCGCUCUGCGACUUGGUGCAUUCUGUAGACCGCACCGAGCAGCCAAGGAACGCGGCCCAACCGUACGCCGAGCAGGCACGCCAGCGCGAGGCCGACGAUGCGGCCGCGGCGCCGCCGGACCGGCCGCCGUACCCGGGACAGGAACACCCCGACGACCUGCGGCCCGGCGGCGGCUGGCAGCCACAGCAGAUGCCACAUGGCGCCAGCGGCAGCCCGUGGGACGCGGGGGAGCCCCCGCCGCGGCGGCCGGGCGCUGGUUCCGACGCGGACGACGGCUGGGGCGGCCAGAGCUUCGGCGACGCGCUGGCCGCGCCUGGCCGGCCCGCGGCGCUUGUCGGCGCCGGCAGGGCGGGCGGUCCGGACGCCGGCGGCGGUGCCACACCAGGGCGCGGCCCGGCGGACUUGGAGGCCCCGACGCCCGCAGCCUCGCGCGGCCGCAGGCCCAAGGCCAGCCCGCCGGACGACGGCGGCUUCGGCGGGCAGUCCCUGGGCGACUGCUUCAAGAAGGCGCCGCCGCCGCCAGCCCCUGGCGGCGGCGCCGCCGCCUCUGGGGGCGGCGCCAGCAGGGCCAGCAGGGCGCCGCCCCCGCCAGAGGGGGGCGGCCCCGGGGCCGACGAGAUCGUCAAGUGGCUCAGGUCGCUGCCCCUUUCCCACGUGCCCGAGAAGGCUCAAAACGAGCUGUGCGCCGUGGUCGAGGAGGCCAACAUGGGGGGCCACGAAUUCGAUGGGUACGUUCAGCAGGUGCCCCCGGAGAUCUGCGCGCCGCGACACGCGAUGAAGCUGAAGGCAGCCUGGGCCAACAAGAUGAAGGAGGCGGCGUGCGUCGAGGUGGCGCUGUACAACCUGAACAACAAGCCGACCCAGAAGGGCAUCUCCCUGAAGAUCUGAGCGAGCGAUUGGCGGCCGCGGCGCCGGGCAGACGGCAGCUCGGCCUGCUCUCCUGUGAUCCGAGUUCCCCUCUGCUCCCCCCUCUCCUUCUGCGAUCCUUCUGAGGCCUCAAUCCUGGCCCCCCCUCCCUCUCCUGUGUCCCGCCGCGCCGCUGACCCACGGGGCGGCGGCGCCCCCUCCCCUGCAAGGGCCGGGCGCCGACGCCGCGCCUCUCGGGGGGCGAAGCGCGGGGGCGCGGCAGAAGCGCGACGCGCGCGCGAGCUCGCGCGACGGCGGCGACCACGACGUCGUUCGCAGGGCCGCCACCCGCC